UCCAUCCAGAUCCAGCCCUGCAAAUGCAAUUCGAGGCAUUUGACAGACGGCAGUUGAUAACAGCGGCAGCGCGCAAGAAUGGCGGGGCUGUAUGAGAAACCGUCGGAGACGUACGCCAAGAAGCGGCCGCGGUACCCCAAGGAGUGGUUCUCCAUGCUCGCCUCCCUCACCGCCGGCCACCACCGCGCCUGGGACGCCGGCUGCGGCACCGGCCAGGCCUCCGUCAGCAUCGCGGAGCACUACGACGGCGUGGUCGCGACGGACGUGAGCGAGGGCCAGCUCCGCCACGCCAUCGCGCACCCCAAGGUGCGGUACCUGCACACGCCGGAGGACCUCCCGGAGGACGACCUCGUCGCCCUGGUCGGCGGCGAGGGCUCCCUGGACCUGGUCAUCGUGGCGACCGCGAUCCACUGGUUCGACGUCCCGCUCUUCUACGCCGUGGUGAACCGCGUCCUCAGGAGGCCAGGCGGCGUCCUCGCCGUGUGGGGGUACAACUACGACAUCCACCCGUUCGGGGACAAGCUGCAGGGGACGCUGUACCCGGCCAUGCGGCCGUACAUGGACCCGAGGACGAGGCUGGCCAUGGAGCGGUACCGCCAGCUGCCGUUCCCGUUCGAGCCCGUCGGGGUGGGCCGCGAGGGCGAGCCGGCCGACGUCGACAUGGAGGCGGAGAUGACGCUGGAGGACCUGGCCGGGUUCGUGAUGACCGGCUCCGUCGCGACCACGGCUAGGGAGAAAGGGGUGGACCUGGAGGCGCUGGUGAAGGGUGUGAUGAAGGAGGUGGAAGAGGGGUGGGGGGAUCGGCCGACGGUGCCCAGGAAGCUUGUGUUCAAGGCCUUCAUGCUGGCUGGGAGGCCCAGGUGAUAGAUGAACUGCUGGCUGGUGAAUUGGGAUCAGUACCGUAGAGUAAAAUACUGAAAUGUGAAGUUUGCGACUUAUUACUGCCUUCUUUUCAAAAUACUUUAAAGUUCUAGAUUUAUACUAAGUCAAGUAUCUUCAAGUUUCA
Molecule: messenger RNA, 1006 nt
Organism: Triticum urartu
Lineage: Eukaryota; Viridiplantae; Streptophyta; Magnoliopsida; Poales; Poaceae
Product: trans-aconitate 3-methyltransferase
Source: RefSeq, a predicted model, not a curated record